AUGAAUACCAAGGUCGCCGCCGACGAGUCAACAGAGCCCGAUAAGGACUCUUGGAAGGGGAGCUUUGCCAUUCCGGAGAACCAAGAGGAAUGGAACCUGCUGCAGAAGGCAGGGAAACUGACAAAGACUACUAUCAAUACACUCUCGAAAAUGGCGUCCGGCAGUAAGGUGUUUAGGAAGCAGUUUGUCACCUUUCGUGCCAUAUGGCCCUUCCCGCUCGAGACGACUAAGCUUCUGGAUUUCAAAGCUGACUACGGUCUUCAUACCACCUGGGAGCGUGCUGAGCAGAUUGCACAUAGUUCUGUGGAGCUUGCAAAGUACCUACAGCUCGUUAGCAGCAAGACUCCUUCAGGCACCCUCACCGAAGCUGACCCUCGCUGGGCCGGAUCCUUUAUGUCGGUCCUCCGGUACCAGGAAGAUUGUCUGGACGAAGUUCCAGGUACAAGCACAGGUCGGACGCGCAAGAGGGCAACACGACACCGCAUCCCCUGGAUGGCACGCAGCGAGCAAGCGGAUGACAAUAUGACGGAAUACCAAGCCACUGACGAGGCAAUUGUUAAUUCGGCCCUACUGCUAUACUUGGAGGCUGUCACAGCAUUGGCGGGGACUCUCUCUGUGAAAUGGACUAUUCGUCGUUUGACAUUUUCGCCUUAUUUCUCUGCUGGUCGUUUCAGAACGGUCACGGAUGGCGCAAUGGUUGAUAAGUUUGGAGAUCUGCCUCACGCUCUUGUUGAGGUGAAGAAAAAUUCUCUCGCCCAUACAGAGGAGAGCCGAAUUGCCAUACCAAUGCAAAUCACCGCUGAGAUUGUAGGGCUUCUAAGGAAGCAUGACACGACUUGUUUUCUGGAAGGACACCACCUUAUGGUAUCUCAGUUUGCCAACGAGAUCUUCUUAAUGUUUGCAAAGGCGCCAACUUCGUACAAGGGAUACCUUGACGUGGGAGUAGUUAAUCCCAAUGACUUUUUAGUCAUCCAGAAGUACUCCCCCUGGCGGGUGAAUAACGAGGAGGACAUGCAAUGUCUGGCCACGGUCAUUAUAUCUGUUUUUCGCUGGACCCUACAACACAUGGUGGGAUGUCUGAAAGUGGACUAG
Aspergillus heteromorphus CBS 117.55 is the source of this 1092-nucleotide messenger RNA. RefSeq lists its product as uncharacterized. Bases 1 to 1092 code for a protein of 363 amino acids. The record is from RefSeq and is a predicted model, not a curated record. The transcript is spliced from 3 exons. NCBI's taxonomy places the organism in Eukaryota, Fungi, Ascomycota, Eurotiomycetes, Eurotiales, Aspergillaceae.